CAUUUUUUCCACCAAUAUGAGAUGAGGGGAGAGCAGCCUUGCGGCAAGGAACUGCCUAUUGUCCUCGGACACGUGUUGCCCUCCUCCCUAGUGAUAAGAAAAUAACCGAGGAGAUGAGUUCAGCUGUUUGCAGGUUAGAAAGCUAUAGUGGUGGUGAAAAUGUUUUAAUAAGAAACCCUGCUACAGGCUCUUAUGAAAUCCCUGUUUUUGUUGAGGUUUUUCUGCAGGGCCAUUGCCAGCUAGCACAGUUGCGACUGGACCUUGUCAAGUCACAAUGCUCUAGCGGGACAUUUUUACGGUCCAGCUGCCUCAUGCAGCCUUGAAAUAUCUUCCCACCAUAUGCAAUGGUGGUUUCAUACUCUUGUCCUGUGACAUCUGGGACACCGAUAGCCCCGCAGGCCUCCACACCCACCCCAUAGGCCAGGUGAGGGGAAGAUAGAGUCAUCCCCAUUAGAUUUAGUGGUUUGUGGGAUAAAUGACAAGCUAAUUUCAUAAAAGCAAGAGAAUCAAAGGAGCACCCGCCCGGUUCAAGGCACAGCAGUUUUAAGUGCACGUGUCCCUCUUGAACUCAAUGCCAAUGAGACUGGCCCAGCCUUUAGUGAGUCUAAACACCUCACUAGAAAAAAAUCUGUCCCUGUCUUAAAAGCACAAAGAGUAAGGAAAAGCGACUGAAGCCUCAGUGGCUUGAAUAUCAUUUUGCUCUAUUUCCAGGCAGGCUCAGGUAGAUGAUUAGUCAAAUUCCAAACAUCCUCUUCCUUGCCGUCUGGAGGUUCAACAGGGAUUAGCUUUUUGUUUCUGAUGUCAAGCUUCUAAAAACUGCCCGGCAUCAUCCACAUGAAAAUAAAUAACUCUAUUUCUAUCCUAGCUCACAUGUAAUGUAGCCGGAUAUUUUAAAAAAAAAACCACACCGCACAUAGCCCCCCCAAACCCAGGCCUUGCAGCAGCUCUUGUUGCUACCGAGCAAGAAAUUUGCAGCAGUCCCUGCUAGCUUACUGCUGAGUCCUUCUCCUCUCCGGCGGUGAUAUCUCUCCCUGCUGAGGAGUUUAAUCAACCCUCCCACACGCAGGCUGUUCUGUCCUGGCCAGGCAGCCAUUACGGCAUGGGGGACCCCCUACACAGCUUGAACAAGGUGGCUUGAAGGUGGUGGAGCUGCGCCAAGUUAUUUGAGGGUAGAGAUCCUCCAAGGGCACUUGAGCCUCCAUUUACCCCUUAUGAACUUUAAACACGUAAUGGGGUGAUGGACAUUUGGGACCUAGCUGCUCUCAGCUCCCUCUACACAGACAGAAGGACUUCCAGAAGCUGGUUUGGCCAUUCCAAAUCCUCAGCUUUCCUGCUGCUGACCACCAAGGAGCCCAGGGCUAUGGUGUUCCUUUGGCCGGUGCCAUCUGGAGCGAGGCGAGAUGGACCCAGGCCCUUUUAAAACCUUUUUUUGGAGCCUCCUACAGAUUUCAGAAGGAGUUUCAGUUCUCCGGUAGACGUUAGGGCAGUAGCUCCACCCUGCCGGGGGGUCGAAACCAAAUUGUCAUCACGUGAAACGGCUGGUACGCUGCUGGCGGGCCAGGAUGGAGAAUGAAGGGAAUUCUAAGAGCGUUCUGAGGAAUUUGGGGUGGGACAGGGCUAGCAUGGCUGGAACAUCUAAGGUAAAGUCCUGUUAAGGUCUCUGUUGGUGGAAACCAGCAAAGGUAUGCAUUGCAUUUCCACUUCCUUCCACUUGAGCUCCAAAAUUGGGGCCGAGCCACUCCAGACUCAGUUUGAGGGACUCCCAGGACACUUCUUAUCUCUGCACUCGUGCACCUCAGAUGGCCCGGGCUUUGGAGCUGGCAUGGCUCUGACGACCUCCCCACCUGUGGGGAAAUCUGCCCCCUCUUCUUCUGGGUCAGGGUGAAGUGCGGUGAUCCCUUCUGACCCAAGAGCAUCUUGACACGCUGCCCUACCAUAGGACCUUUCAUUUUGUGUUUGAGUUACCCGUCUCUGUGAUGGGAGGAGCAGAGGAGCUAUGCUAUUUUAAGAAAGCUAUGGAGGACCCCCAGUCCUCCUUGUGUCCCUGUGCUUCCUGACCCACGUCCACAUCCGUGAGACCAAAAUCAGGUUCAGGAGCAUAGCUAGCCAAGCCGGGAGGUGUUGUCAGAUGCCUACUACAGAAGAGCAUUUGGUGGGCUGCCUGCUGCUCAGUUCUGGUAGCUGCUUCUCGUACCCGGACACUUUGGAUGGUGCAUACGCGAGUGCUGGUGCGAGACCGUGUGUUUUAGAGGGGGUUGGCUGCAUGAGACUCGCAGGCACCUAGAUAGUCUAAGGGAGCAUGUGUGAUGCUGUGAGAUGAGGCCACUGGUAUGCCUGUGGGUGUAUGUAUGUGAGAAAGGAAGAGAGAGGGGGAAGAGUGAAGGAGAACACAUGGAUGCCCAGGGAUGUGUGAAUGAGACAAAAUUUGCACGUAGCUGUGCAUGCGAGCAGCUCGAAUAGAAGCGUGUGCGUAGCAUAGAAAAAGCAGGGAAGAUGCUUGGGAUUCAGAGCGAAUGCCUGCCGAGAGCCUGCGGUGCAUGACGGUGCAGGAAUGUAUCGGUGGAUACGAGCCUGCACAAAGAUGGUGCAGAAAUCCCUCCUGGUUGUGCCUGGAGUGUGCUUUGCGAGUGUGCAGCUCCGCACCGGGAGAUCACUCGUACGUACAUGAGAGGGCGUACGUACGGGUGUUUUUUCAAUAGGAUAUGACUCUUUCUUGAACUCACCUGUUAGCAGCCUUUCCCUCCCUAUCCCUCUCCCCCCCCCCCCCCCCCCCCCCCCCCCCAGCAAAUAUCUGCUUGCUUAAUUUCCCUUCAGAUGUUUAUUACAUCGUGGAAAUAAUCAUGCAGCAAAAUACCUCCCGGUGCCACAAGAAACACCAGAUUGUCUUGUAGCAACGUUUAAAUUUCUCUGGCUUUUUUUUUUUCCCUGCACACAAAGAGAUGUAAGAUAUUAAAGCCGACUCUCUCCCCAGAGCUAGUGGUAUAGCAGGGCAGGGAAGAAGGCGAGUAGAGCUUAGAGAAAUGGGCUCCAGACUGCAACAGUGAGAACCCAGGGCCAAAUAAAUAACAAACUACCGUGCCGGGAACUCCUUAUCUCUUGCCGAGGAGGAAGGAAUUUCUGUCCCCAUUCCUCACGCGAUAUUAAAGCCACAUUAUACGGGUUAUUACAACAUUAGUCAUUUUUAAUUAAUUUAUCAUUUAAAUUAACACACUUUUUAUUUUGUCAGCAAUGGAGAGCUACUCCCUCCCUAGAUUUUUCGCCUUGAUACCGGGCCAAGAGGAUGGCAAGCUAUGCUCCACCCAUCUCCUCUCCUUUAUAAAAGCAGCCCCGAGUGCCAGUUUAGUCUCUCUUGCAGCUCGCAGACUAAAAUAAAGACCCAUCAGCUCGCUCGCCUCCCCUUCAAUUUUACCUUUUCUGCCUUUUUUUUUUUUUCUUUCUUGUUGCAACAGAGCGCGGGAGGCAGCAGCAGCUCCGCUCUGAGGCUUGUCAAGGCUCAGCGCACGCACACACACACACACGCACGCAACCCAGAGCGAAAACAUUUGCUCUCACCUGUCUCCAAACCCAAAGCAAACCUCACGUCCAAGCAAACUGCCAACACUUCGAAGGAGAAGGCACCCGAGCCAGAAUUUAAUGUAAGGGGAAGAAAUUCAAUGUACACUAGCAACUUUUCGCUAAAAAGCAAGUGGGUGUAAGGAAGAAAAGGAGCAUUUUAAGAAAAGGACACCUUAAGGAAGAUUUUAUUUUUUGGAUUCCAUACCAAACUUUGGAAAAGUUGUUUUUUUUAAUUAUUAUUUUGUGCAUCUUUUCCUAAGAACAUUGAGCCGUUGUUACCUGCAUGUAAGAUCUUUUACACACAUAUAUUUUAAAAAAGGAAGAAAACCAAGAGGAAAAAUAGCAUGUGGACCACCUAGCAAAAGGCAAUACCGAAGCAUCCCUUGCGGUGAGGGGGACGCAGGCUCCGGAUGCGUAUAAUUUCGAGGGACUGCAUUUUUUUUUCCACUGGGCUGAUGAGAUAGCGCAGAGGCAGGCGAGUCACCGAGAAUUACUUCUGUCUCCCCUCACCACCACCACCACCACCACCGCCACCCACCUCCUCUUCCACGGACUCCUGCAACUCUCCAGCCCGGCUCGGAGGGGACAUGGGAACGCGGGGAGCCCUCGAUGCCUGAGGCCGGGCGGCCGCGGAGCUGUCUGCGGGAAGCGCUUCCCUCCCGGGGCUCGCCGUCCAUGUACCCGCAGCCGGCGGGGCCUGAAGUCGGGAUGAAUUUCGGCGUGGUCUUCGCGUUCAUCCUCUCCCUGCCCCUGGCCCGCCUGGAGGGGGACCCCAUACCUGAAGACAUUUAUGAGAUUUUGGGUGGCAGCUCAGUGCGCUCCAUCAGCGACCUCCAGCGUGCCCUGCGGAUAGACUCCGUAGAGGAGGAUAGCUCGAGCCUGGACCUGAAUGCAACUCAGCCCAGUCAAAACCCAAUGGCCCUGUCUCGAGAGCGACGAAGCCUAGAUGCUCUGGCAGCAGCAGAGCCAGCUGUCCUUGCAGAGUGCAAGACGCGGGCGGUGGUCUUUGAAAUCUCCCGCAACAUGGUGGACAGCACCAACGCCAACUUUGUGGUGUGGCCGCCCUGCGUGGAGGUGCAGCGCUGCUCCGGGUGUUGCAACAACCGCAACGUGCAGUGUCGUCCCACGCAGAUUCGCGUCCGACAUGUCCAGGUGAACAAGAUCGAAUUUGUCCAGAGGAAGCCAAAAUUCAAAAAAGUCGUUGUGCCUUUGGAGGACCAUGUGCAGUGUCGGUGUGAAGCAGUGUCCCGUCAGCCCCCCAGGAACAGCCGGCCAGGGCCACGUGAACAGAGACGCUUGUCACCAUCGUUCACCACAGCCGCUGUCUCACAGAGGCGGCGAGUACGCCGGCCGCCGGCGCAGAAGAGGAAACAUAAGAAGUACAAGCAUGUCAACGAUAAGAAAGUGCUGAAAGAAAUCCUCAUAGCAUAGAAGUGCUGGCAGGGGAGAGAGAGCACAAGGCAGGUUUAUUUAAUAUAUUUGCUGUAUUGCCCCCAUGGGGUCCUUGGAGUGAUAACUUUUCUUCUUUGUCCGUCUGCCUCGACGUCUGAUUCAGACGGCAAUUGGUGCUUCCCUUUCCAUCAGUGGACCUUCUCCCACCAAAGCCUCUCCCUUCUUUCAUUUAUUAGCAUAAUUUUAAAGUUUUACACACAAAAGACAAGGACAAACAUGACCUAUAUAUAUAUAUAUGAGAAAAGAACAAAGUACAAAUAAAACCAUGAACCCUGACAGCCACAACAUGCGACAAGGACAGGACAACGCCUUCCCAGCUCCAGAGGACAGGAUGGAAAAUGUGAAGAGGAAAGUGGGUCCAAUUACUUCCGAGGGGAGGAGAAAAACAAACGAACAGAGGGCGGAAGGGGAAUGUUCUCCCUUUCCCUCGUGUUUCUGGUAAGGCUGGGGGGCCUGGCUGAGAUCAACACUUGCACUGGACCUACAUUUUGAAAACAGGCAUAUCUCAGAUUGCAAGCGGCGACUGAUGAUGGAAAAUGCACUAAGGACUUUUAUCGCCCUACCUGGACAGAUAUAUAUUUUUAAUGUGUGUGUGUAUAUUUUAUUUUAAAAAAGAAAAACCAAAACCACUAAGAUACACAACAUCUCGGGGAACAGAACAAAAAAACAAAACAAAACAAAACAAAACAAAGAAGCCAAAUGCAUUCCCCCCCUCCCUUUCCCCUCCUGCUCCUGGUGCUGACUGGAAGGUGUUUGGAUCGUGGGGAAGGAGCAGACGGCAGCAGAAUCGUCUCCACGCCCCCGGCCCCUGCCAAGGGGAGCCAUCUUUGCACAUGCUGGUGGAGAAUUCAACUUUCCAGGCUCGGACUCAAAUUAUUUUUUAAAUUCGCUCUGUAUGUGUGCGCGUGUAUAUGUGUGUGUAUAUAUAUAUAUAUAUAUACGUGUGCGUGCGUGUGUGUGUGUGUGUGUAUGUGUAUUUAUACAUACAUAUAUAAAUAUAUAUAUAUAUGUUCUUAAAUGGAUUUCAUUCCCCAGUGGCAGGAAGCUCAGAGGCACGUGCAUGCAUCGGCUUCGUUGGGCUGGCAGAAAAGCACGCUGUUACUGCAACGUGCCUGCGAGGUCCGGGACGGGACAGGCAGAGACAUCAUCUGAUCCCUCUCUGUCUUGUUGCCCUUUUCUCUCACUCUCCACCACCCCCCCAGCACAACUUCCUUGCAGGAGGCGAAGUGGCACCACAACAACACCAACAGCAGCCAAACUUAGAAGCAUGACUUAAUCUCAGCGAGCUGUCCUUGCCUGCUCUGUGGUCCUGAAAGCAGAAUCGUGUCAUUCCCCCGAGAUUUUUAACCCCUUCAUGGGUGUCCUACACACCAUGCCUCCACUGCUCUCUCCCUGCCAAUGUCGCCGCAUGUCCCAUCAUUUUCCUCACAUUUUCCCUCUCAAAUUCCUUUUGGAUUUUUGCCCGUUAGAUGUUCCCAAGCCCACCUAGCUUGGAAGUUGGUCCAAGAUGUGGGCAGCUCUGUGCAGGUAUAGAGAAAGAAAUGAGGACAGUCUUUGCAGUUGGCAGCAGCCGUCUGAGAUAGAAACGAGCUCUUCUAAGUGAGGAGGACUCGGAGAACAACUGGAGAGUCAGUUGUAGAGUCCCUCCCGGGCCAAUGCCUGCUCCGGAGGUGGGAGGAGGACUCUCUGAGCAAGGGCUAUUUCUGCACACCUAAUACUCAGUCACCAUUAGCAGAAAUGUUACGUAUGAUGGGAAUUUCCAGCGUCACCUCAGAGUCCUGGUCUCGGAUUGUGCCG
Messenger RNA from Aquila chrysaetos chrysaetos, 6804 nucleotides. It is a transcript of the gene PDGFB, whose product is annotated as platelet derived growth factor subunit B. Gene Ontology annotation, molecular function: growth factor activity; platelet-derived growth factor receptor binding. The record is from RefSeq and is a predicted model, not a curated record. Lineage: Eukaryota; Metazoa; Chordata; Aves; Accipitriformes; Accipitridae. Gene Ontology annotation, cellular component: membrane. Gene Ontology annotation, biological process: positive regulation of cell population proliferation; positive regulation of protein autophosphorylation; positive regulation of cell migration. The transcript has 7 exons. Bases 4165 to 4986 code for a protein of 273 amino acids.